This is a messenger RNA of Ichthyophthirius multifiliis, 822 nucleotides long. Its product is annotated as major facilitator superfamily protein, putative. Gene Ontology annotation, molecular function: transmembrane transporter activity. Gene Ontology annotation, cellular component: membrane. The record is from RefSeq and is a predicted model, not a curated record. NCBI's taxonomy places the organism in Eukaryota, Ciliophora, Oligohymenophorea, Hymenostomatida. The transcript is spliced from 2 exons. Gene Ontology annotation, biological process: transmembrane transport.
AUGCAAAGUUUUGAAAUGGACUAAGAAGCCAUAUCUCCAAAUUUAGUGAAGUUAAAUAAGAAUAUAAAAAUAGAUACAAACCAGAACGUUUUUUUUGAUAAUCUUUUAAGAAAAAUUGGUUGGGGUAAAUUUAAUACAUUGUCUUUUAUCGCAAUAUCAAUGAGUAUUUUUGGAGAUGCCAUAGAAAUACUAGUAGGCUCAAUGUUAUUUCCCGCAUUUGAAAAAAAAUGGGGAGUAAAAAGUGAUCAAUAGAUAACAUAUGGAACUUUUAUAUUUCUUGGAUUUAUGCUAGGGCCAAUAUUUUCAGGUUAUUUUUCGGAUAAAAUAGGUAGAAAAAAAACCAUAGAAAUAUCAAAUAUAGGUCAAUUUAUGUUUGGAUUAAUUUCCUCAUUUGCUCCUAAUUUCACUAUUUUUACUAUAUUAAGAACUAUAUAUAGUUUCCUAACAGCAAUAUCAUUACCCACAUGUUUUACUUAUAUUUCAGAAGUGACCCAUGUCGAAAUGAGGGGAAAAGCCGUAGGUAUGAUUUCUCUUUCUUUUGGAUUAGGAGAUAAAUUACUUGUCUAGACUGGUUGGUGUGUUGUAGGUGCUUAUUCGAGUGAAACUUACAAAACUGAUUUAAGGUCUUUUGCUAUUGCAACAUCAAGUAUUAUAGGAAGAUUUGGAGGCGUGAUUAUGCCUUGGAUAUGUUAUUAAGGAUUUCAUAUUAGGGUUACAGGCCCUUUUUUGCUUUUUGCAUUAUUUUCAAUUAUUUCGACUUUUGCGGCUAUUUCAAUUCCUUUUGAUACUACAGGACUUGAACUUGAUUUAGAAUUUUUAUGA